Hibiscus syriacus is the source of this 965-nucleotide messenger RNA. RefSeq names its product abscisic acid receptor PYL8-like. Gene Ontology annotation, cellular component: cytoplasm; nucleus. Lineage: Eukaryota; Viridiplantae; Streptophyta; Magnoliopsida; Malvales; Malvaceae. Gene Ontology annotation, biological process: abscisic acid-activated signaling pathway. The transcript has 3 exons. The coding region runs from base 100 to 657 and encodes 185 amino acids. The record is from RefSeq and is a predicted model, not a curated record. Gene Ontology annotation, molecular function: abscisic acid binding; signaling receptor activity; protein phosphatase inhibitor activity.
AAAUCCUCCCCCCACUUUCCCGCUGUCGGCGUUUGCUUCCUCCGCCGCUCUUUUUUCCUCGGUCCAGGGUUCUGCUUGGUGACCAAUGAUUACAUCGCCAUGAACGGGAACAAGUUCAGUAAGACGGAAGAAGAGUUCAUCAAGAAGCACCAUAAACACGACGUUAAAGAAAAUCAGUGCAGCUCUUCGCUCGUUAAACACAUCAAAGCUCCGGUUCAUCUCGUUUGGUCUUUGGUGAGGAGAUUUGAUCAACCGGAGAAGUAUAAGCCAUUUGUUAGUAAGUGUGUUCUACAGGGUGAUCUUCAGAUUGGAAGUGUUAGAGAAGUCAAUGUUAAGUCAGGUUUGCCUGCCACAACUAGCAAGGAAAGGUUAGAGUAUCUAGAUGAUGAUGAGCAUAUUUUGAGCAUGAGGAUUGUUGGAGGAGACCACAGGUUGAAGAACUACUCAUCCAUUGUUACAGUUCAUCCCGAGGUCAUUGAUGGCAGACCAGGAACAUUGGUGAUCGAGUCAUUUGUAGUGGAUGUACCAGAAGGGAACACCAAGGAUGAAACAUGCUACUUUGUCGAGGCACUGAUCAAGUGCAACCUCAAGUCAUUGGCUGAUGUUUCAGAGCGCUUGGCUGUUCAGGAUCGGACCGAGCCAAUCAAAAGAAUGUGAAAAAUCUGGGUCCCUGUUAGCUUCAUCAAGGUAAUUGUUGCGGGUGACAAGCGAGAGACACUCUUGUUAUUAGAAGGCGGGAAGACAGUUUGGGGUUUCCUGCUAGCAUAGAGAACUUCUGUUUCCUUAUAUUUUUUAUGCUGCUUCUUUCAAUUAGAACAAUGAUCUUUAGGUGUACUGUGUUGAUAGUAGCUGACAAUUAAAACUCGUCCGCAGCCUACGGAUUUACUAAAUGAAGAAAUGAAUCAAAAAUUUCUGUGGUGUUUCUCUAUGUUGAAUAAUGGGGGUGGUGAAUUGGUAUUUGUUUG